Messenger RNA from Pisolithus orientalis, 868 nucleotides. RefSeq lists its product as uncharacterized. Gene Ontology annotation, biological process: regulation of cyclin-dependent protein serine/threonine kinase activity. The record is from RefSeq and is a predicted model, not a curated record. Gene Ontology annotation, molecular function: protein kinase binding; cyclin-dependent protein serine/threonine kinase regulator activity. The coding region runs from base 37 to 759 and encodes 240 amino acids. Gene Ontology annotation, cellular component: nucleus; cyclin-dependent protein kinase holoenzyme complex. NCBI's taxonomy places the organism in Eukaryota, Fungi, Basidiomycota, Agaricomycetes, Boletales, Pisolithaceae. The transcript has 3 exons.
AAUAGGUCUCCCCCUCAGUAUUCCUCUUGACACAAAAUGUCUACCACCAUUGAUCUCGAACAAUUCGUCGACAUUUCCAACAACGCACGCCAUCGUCUUUGUGACUAUAUCGUCGACUGUGUAGUUGACGCAGUCGACUUCGCAAGGGGAUGCCCACAAAAUUACUGCUGCCCUCCAUCCAAUCAACCUGAAUACGCCUGUCUGAGAAAGUUUGUUAUCCUCCUCGUCACACUGUCGCACCCUUUGGUCCACUCUAUUGCAGUUGCCUUGGUUUAUAUCGAUCGUUUGAUACCCACGGAUCGCUUCGUCCUUGGUAACGCAGCCCGUGAACGCCUAGUUUUCGGAGCCCUUAUGUUGGCUAGUAAACACCAGAGCGACGACCCGCUUAUGAAUGGGGACUGGAGUACCUUCGGCUUGCCCUUCAGCCGAAAGGAGAUUGACCAAAUGGACCUUUAUUUUCUUGAUGCUUUGGAACACGACCUGCAGGUCUCGCAUGAUGAACUGCUGGAGCACUCGCUUUCGAUUGUCGAGAUCCUUUCCUCUCUUCGACAACCGUGGUAUUGUCCAGAUCACAGCCCUUCACGCCCAAUGAACGCACAAUACUAUCCCCCACACCAUUACGCGGCGUCUGGUAGCUCGCAAACGUUAGCAGAAUCCGGUGGUCGCAGAGACAUUGGUGGAACCCUUGCCACCUCCCGGGGGAAGAGCUUCCGUGCUUUGUGGAGGUGGCUACGACGCACUCGCAUUCCCGCACAUUAGGCGGGUCGAUUUGAUGAUCGUGUGGGGUAAAUUACCCUACCCUCGUCGCUAGUGGAAAAUAACCUAGCUUUGGCACACCUUUCUUUCACGUUACAUUUACUAUGCCUGU